This is a messenger RNA of Triplophysa dalaica, 6993 nucleotides long. It is a transcript of the gene frs3, whose product is annotated as fibroblast growth factor receptor substrate 3. Gene Ontology annotation, biological process: cell surface receptor protein tyrosine kinase signaling pathway. The transcript has 8 exons. NCBI's taxonomy places the organism in Eukaryota, Metazoa, Chordata, Actinopteri, Cypriniformes, Nemacheilidae. The record is from RefSeq and is a predicted model, not a curated record. Gene Ontology annotation, cellular component: cytoplasm. Bases 392 to 2281 code for a protein of 629 amino acids.
CUCUCACCCUGGUGGUCGGGAAAUGUCAAAGGGAGGCCCGUGCCGCAGCAAGGGGGCGUUACGGGGGAAAAACAAUUAUCUUUAUUGUCAUAUUUUCACGCAAUUCAAUUUUUCUUAGUCUUGUGUCAACCGUGCGCGUCAAUAUCGACCACCGCGCCGACCGUCAAAUCGCACGGUGUAGCAUCCGCCGUGGACUGCUGUUCGCAUCCUUGAUCCGUCUCGUCUCGUAUCGCAAUCGUUGCCAAACAUGAGAAAUGAAACAUUUGUCCACUGGGACUGGAUGUUCUUACCAGCACAACCCACUUCCGCCAUGACACCCAGCAGAGGAUUCUGGGAUUGACGCAAGCAUCACUCCCACUGAUGGCCAGGUUUCAGCUGGCCUGCUGAAGCUAUGGGGAGCUGCUGGAGCUGUCUAUACAGAGACGCUAUCCAAGACAACCAUCCCAACAAAUUCAAGGUAACUAAUGUGGACGAUGAGGGAAAUGAAUUGGGCUCAGGAACGAUGGAGCUCACGCAGACGGAGCUCAUUCUGCACACACGCAAACGGGACGCCAUACGGUGGCCAUACCUCUGCCUGCGACGCUACGGCUAUGAUUCCAACCUCUUCUCCUUCGAGAGCGGUCGCCGUUGUCAGACAGGACAGGGGAUCUUUGCAUUCAAGUGCUCCCGUGCAGAGGAGAUCUUUAACCUCCUGCAGGAGUUGAUGCAGUGUAACAGCAUUAAUGUGGUGGAGGAGCCCAUGAUCAUGACCCGGCCAGGGCACGCAGCCGAGAUGGACAUGCCUCGAACUCCACAGACACCUAAUACCCCUGGAUUCCCAAUGCAGGGUUUUCCUAAUGGAUACCCAGGAUACCCAAUCAGCGCAGACUCAUCUCAGCCCUCUCUCUCCAAUGACCACAGACAUAGCCUCAUGGGACUGGAUGACCAAACCCAUACAUAUGUGAAUACCGUAGGCAUGGAAACUGACCUCUCUAGCCGUCACUGUGUCCACUCCCUGCCUGAAGUGCGGCCCACCACCUACCCCGAAACCUCAACCACCACCACUAUCCGCGGGGGCGGCCAAGUCCCAGGACAGCCCGGCUUGCAUUGCUGUCCCCUGGACGACCCUCACAAAGACCCUCAGGUCUUCCUCCAGCCCGGAGCCCAGGAAGUGAAGUUCAUGUUGGGUCCGACCCCAGCACAGCGGCACUUAAUGGAGAGAGACAGGGAGCGUCACAUGGCUCACCCACUUCGGGCGCCAGACGUCAGCUCGGAAACAGAAGGAGAGGAGACUCCGUCCGUACACAUGUGCAACACGCAUUCUUAUCACCAUUGCCACCAUCUAAUGCACCGACAUCCCAGUAUGGAGCCCUGCCCGGAAAGCCAGCUAACAUACGAGAACAUCAACGGACUUCGAGGGGUACGCAGACAGAGGCUGAGCCCGAGCACCGUGUCGCAAUCACAGUCUCUGGGGUCCAGUAGCAGCAGCAGCACCACGGGCGAUUCCCGCACGCACAUGCAUCCACACUCUCUCCCACUUACGCACACGCACGCUUCCUCGCUGCCUCCACAGGGAUACGGCUGCGAACGGGGAAUGGGGGUCGGGGGUCACCGACGCACAGCGUUACUUAACUACGAGAACCUGCCGUCGCUACCGCCGGUAUGGGAAUACCGUGCGCUUCAGCGAGAGGAAGAGGAGGAUCAGGAUGAAGAUGAAGAUGAGGACGAGUACGAGGAGGAAGAGGAGGAGGAAUACGAUGAGUAUGAGUAUUCCGAAGGGCCUGUGACACCAAACGGAUAUCACCAGGAAAGCGGAGGCGGCGGCGGGAUUCACCGAGAUGCUCUGCAGAACUACGUCAACACUGAACAGCUACAGCCUCCUACCCGUCUUCGUCAUGCUUUCCCACCCCAUCCUCACCCACAUGAGAGGGCCAACCGCGUUUUCAACUUUGACUUCAGACGUCAGCGAGGGGGACGUGGCAGUGGUACCUGCGAGCAGUACGGUCGUCACCCGCCUCCUCCGCCCUCCCGCCAGCUCAACUACAUCCAGGUGGACCUGGAGGGCGAACCCUCCGGCUGCUCGGGACACGGGGGAGGGGGCCCGAUACCACAGAGACCGCCCCCUCUCAAACGCGGCAUGUCUGCUGCAGCCGCCGCGGCUCCACCCCCCCGGCGUGGAGAAUGCUACGCCGUGAUCGACCUGAAGAAAACAGCAGCCAUGUCCAACCUCCAGAAGGCCCUGCCUCGGGAUGACGGAACCUCACGGAAAACCCGCCACAACAGCACCGACUUGCCUCUGUGAGAGGGAAAGGGACGAACAGGGAGAGUUACAGGUAUGACAGGGAAAAAUGAGGGUUCUGGAAAGAGAGUUCGUGUGGUGUUUUUCUCUAUAUCGAAGUCUCUAUUUUCUCAUUGUCUACACUUUAUUCUCGCACUCAUACCAAUUGCUGCUUAAUGAAAUAGUAACUGAAAUUGAGCCAAGCAUUAAGCAUUUUUUUUUCACAUUGUGUGUGGGAGGGUAUGGAGAUGAUUCUUAUCACCGUGGUUUUAGGUUGCCGUCUGGGCUUUGGGCCAAAGAAUUGGGUACUGGAAAACCACCCUUCAUUCAGGAAACAAGUUUACUGUAGUGGUUCUAUUUUUUUAAGUCAAAGUGUCCUUUAUUUCAGAAUUUUUAAAUAUAACUUUAUAGAUUCUUUUCAAGGGUUAGUUGACCUGACAGUUCUGUCCACUCAUCAUUAUGUUCUUUAAUAAUUGUUUUGUCUUUCUGUGGGGGACAAAAUUUAUAUUUUUAACAGAAUAUCAAAAGUGCACACAAAUAAAAUCAAACACACCGUAAAAGCUGUCAAGCCCAUAAAAUUUAAAUAAAAAUAUUUUAUAAUUUGUCUUUUUUUUGGCUUGACAGGCACUGGUGCCCAUCUACUUGUAUGUAAUUUCAGUGUCAUGAGGGUAACAUAUGACAGUAUUUCCAUUUAUACUGUAUAUUUUGACAUUUGAAAUUCGAGUUAAACAGCUCUAAAAACACAAAAUGUUUCAUUACCUCAUGUAAGAUAAUUACAUGACAACACAAAGGUUUCCUCCAAUGAAAAAUGAUGGAAAUAUCAAACUUUUCAUCAUGAUCAAAAACUAACAGUCUCUCAUGUUGUCAUGUGUUACUGAAACAAAAUAAAGAAAGGCAUUUGUUCAGUAUUUGAAUGCCACAUGAAACGGACCUCACAUCCUCAGGAACUGAUCCAAUUAAAGGGAUACUCUAACCAAAAAUAGAAAUUCUGUCAUAAAUUCGUCACCCUCAAAAUGUUCCAAACCUGCAUACAUUUCCUUUUUUCGAUUAAACACAAAGAAAGAUAUUUGAAAGAAUGUUUUUGUUCUGUUGAACACAAGAAAAACAAAGAUAAUUUUAAGAAUUUAGGAAAACAAACAGUUCUAGGGCACCUUUGACUAUCAUUUUUUUGGUAGUCAAUGGUGCCCCAGAAAUCUCAGUUGCUAACAUUUUUCAAAAUAUCCUUCUUUGUGUUCAGUAAAAAUAAGAAAUAUUUACAGGUGUGGAACAACCUAAGGUUGAGUAAUUCAUGAAUUUUCAUUUUUGGGUAGACUAUCCCUUUAAUUCAGUUUAGAACUACAGUAUUUUUCUCAAAUUGUAACUGAGCCUCCCCAUUUCACUUGUCCUCACUGAGCCAUGGUUUCACAUUAAGUUUAAAGUCAUUAUUCAGAAUUUGGUUAAAGAAAUCUACAGUACCUUUAAAACAUAGACCCAAUAAAACACAUGGAAAUGGAGUAUGAAUAGAUCUGAUCAAGCUUUGGCUCCAUUUUUAGUGCUAUUUAUUUUAUUUUGCUGUUCUUUUGCCAUUAGGACAUGAUCAGGUAUUAUACUCACAAAAUUUGCUCCUUUCUUGAGGGAAAGCAAUUUUUAUACCAAUUUAAGGCGGAUAUCUACAUUGAAAAAUAGAUAUUUUAAACGACUCAAUUUAGAGAAAAAAUACUCUUUAUGUCUUUAAACUUAAUCUAAAAAUAAAAUCAAAUAAAAAAGGUCAAAGUAGGUUAACAUUAACUGCCAUUUACAUCCCCAAAAUGAGAAUUCUCACCAAAAGUGUAUUUAUGUAAUUCUAUGUUUUGUAAUGCUAACUAAAGCACCAUAAUCAGAUGUAAGAAUGUGAAUUAUUUUUUAUAUCUUAAAUAUAUCAUGCCAUGAUUCAUAAGGCAACACAUAUUUAUUUAAUUUAAAAUUAUUUAUAUAUCACACUGUCUGUCAGUAUGUGUUUAUUUAUUUAUUGUUUGGUAUAUGAAUUCAAUGUAACCUGUUGUUAGAUUAGUUGUUUUAAAGAUGCCAAAGGUGUUAUGGAUAUACCUUGGUAUUAUUAUACUCAUUUUUAAAAGUGCAGUUUCGUUUAUAAUAAUACUUUUAUUUGAACAUAUUGUGCCAAAAAAUAUACUUAUAUCACUCAACUAUGUGCCAUUGGUAAAUGUUGAAUUUUAGGGCUAACAAUCAGCAACAUGUACAUGCAGCUGUUCUCCACAAUGACAUCAUGAUCAUUUCAGGGCUUGAUAAUAUUUUGUCUACAAGUACAUACAAGUUAAUAUAUUCCCAGUCAAAUCUCGAAUUAGUUUAAAAUGACAGGCAUAAUUGUUACCACGAUUUUCAUUGGUAUAUUUUUAAUACCGUAGAUAAACAAUUAGGAGUGUAAAUGUAAGAUUUGCAUUCAUAAUAGCUGACAAUUUCUCAUCAACAAGGGAUGUAACGAUUCAAGAUAAUGAUCUCGAGAUACCAAGUUUGAAGUAAACAGCGGCCCCCGCUGUUCAAAACAUGUAUUGCGAUUCAAUUAACAUCUCAACAGACGUGAAUCGUCACAUAUUGUAAUCGAUUUUCAACCGGCUCAUGGUGAAUCGUUACAUGCCUAAUACUGAUGUAGCUAAACAUUUUCUAAAAUUGUACUAUAGUGAUCUCCAAAAGCUGGGAUUUAAUCGUAGUUGCGGGCGUUAUGAUACGCCCAGUAGGCCUAUUUCAAACUCUUACUGGCAGCCAUAUUGUUCUGAGUGCAGGGCUUUGUGGGCCAUUUGUACAGAAUUGUACACAUAUUAGCAGUAAAUUUAGCUUAGUGGCAACAAAUAACCUAAAAAUAUCUAGAUGUGUUGUUUUUAGUAUUUGAAUUGCCUCAGAGACGAUGUGCUGAAUGAUUUAUGUAUUGCAUAUUGACUUAUGUAUAACGGGAGAAGCCAUAAAUGAAAGAUAAUAUUUAAAGGAUUAGUUACCUUGUUUUUUUUUAGAAAAGAAUAUUAAGAGUAAUGAUUGCAAUUUAUUUUUUUAUCACCAAAAGGUUCAAUGCAAAACAGACUAAUUAAAAAUGUUCAAACUGAAAGAUUACAUACUACAUCUUUUAGUCGAUUAUCAUUAUGACAGCGUAAAUUCGAAGAGCCUUGCAGUUCAAUACAAUAUUGCUGCCUAAUAGUAAAUCCAAAUCGAAUCAACAUACUACACUCACAAUCACAUACACUUAUUGUACUUUAAGAAUGCGAUGAUUAACUAUUUGGACACUUUUAGACACUUUUCAGAGAUCAAUCUAGUUUUUAACAUCUAUAUUUUGGUAUUGUGCUAUGAUAAAACAUUUUGCAAUAACAGCUAAUGGAUUCAUAUCAAAAUUUGUUUGCGUCCUUCGAUAAGGUGUUCUGUGAUACGAGUCACAGUUGUAUGUGCAUUCAGAAAGGACUGGAUCAGUGGUGGGUUUACUGUCUUUCUCAGGCCAUUGUUAUCUGUGUAUUUAAAGAAGGCUCAAGAGGAAAAAAAUCUAGUCGUUUUGUUUGUACUUGUGGGAUCAUAUAGAACUCGAUUGUGCCAUAAGUGAUUUUCGUCCACUUUUAAAAUAAUGUGUAGCUCUAGUGGAAUUUUACAGGUACGGUAGCACAUACUUACUAGAUUCCUGUAUUGACUUUGAUAGUGGGGUCGCUUUGGAGUGUAAAUGCUUUUGUUUUGUUUGUUUGUUUACUUGUUUUGUUAUGUUUUUUUUUAUAUUUUCCAUACACAUCAUCAUCAGGGUAAAUGUGAUAAGCCCUUUGACCCAUUUGAGUUACAAACCCAGGUUUACUGCAAUGAAAUUGUAAUGGGGUGAGCAAUCGCAUACAUUACUGUAGAUCCCUGUGUUAAAAAAAAAUCAGCAAAAAGUUUAAAUGCACCUAUGACAUUUCUUGGUUAAUUUCUUUCUUAUUUUUAUUAAAGCAAUCUCAUUUAUGGAAAUCCACAUCUCAUCUAAAUCAUACAUUUUAUCUAAAUCUGAGAUGGUAUUCCAGCUGAAAAGGGUUUUGCAGUAACCUAACUGAAAAUCGAACAACCUGUCCUAUUGGCGGUAGAAUUACAUUGUCGUAAUAAAGCUUAGAUGAAGCUUAAUGACUGCGAUGUACUGUAAAUUAAUGUGAAUGUGUCUCAAAUGUGUCGGAGUUCUAGAGAGCCGCCCAUGCAUGGACUCUAUACCGGAGACUGCAAGCUCCUCGCACUCUCUGACUUUCAAACUGUUUUUUUUUCUCUGUAUGAAUGUACCCCACAGAGAUGGACUUGUAAAAUGCUCAGAUUAUGAGGUCAUUUACACUCAAUGUUUCUAUCCUCCCUGAUGAAAAGAUGUGUUCUGUUGUUACUGUUUCGUCUCAAGAAUUCCGAUUUCAAUUCGAUUUUUCCGAUUACGUUCCUUUAUAUACAGUAUUUACAUUUUCUUGUAUGUAAUUCUGUGUAUGUACAUAACAUAUAUGGGUAUGCGGUCAGCUUUUCCUGUGUUCGUUUGUGUUGGCGCAACAGACUUUUGCCAUUCGUAGAAAGAGAAACGCCUCAACGGUCAUUCCAUUAUAGACAUUGCAGUCUCUUUAAACGGAUCAGAGAUCUCCUAUAGUCUGUUGAUGUUGCGAUUGCAACCCUUCUCCAUUCUUACAAUGCAAAGCAGGCAUGCCCCAUGUUGAAUGUUAAUUUCAGUCAUAUAAACUUUUGAAGAGAAAGGCUUGUAUAAUAAAAAUGAAUGUGAUUAAAUGUAAUGUCAACAU